AUGAUUAAAAGUUUCCGAAUAGCGAAAAACGACGCUGAAGUAUCAAAGUACAGUGGGUACUUGGCCUCGGCGUUUUCACUAAGUCAAUUUGUAAGUGCAGUACAAUGGGGAAAAGCAUCUGACAAAUACGGAAGAAAACCAACUAUACUAUUAGGUUGUUUGGGAACAGCUAUUUCCAUGAUUGUUUUUGGAUUUAGUACUAAUUUUUAUAUGGCCUUAAUUGCAAGAACCAUGAUGGGGCUAUUGAACGGGAAUGUUUCAAUAAUGAGAACAACCGUUGGUGAAAUAGCCGUAGCGAAAAGACACCAAGGUAUUGCUUUUUCUAAUUUAUCGCUUAUUUGGUCCCUUGGAAAAGCUAUUGGAUAUUACCUCUCUGGAAAAUUGACAGAUGUUGAUCAUUAUAGGGAUUACAAAAGAGAUCUUGACGAGAAGAAGGAAAAUGGAUUGUUCGAUAAAUACCCAUUUGCAUUUUCCAAUAUAGUGGUUGCGUCACUAAUUUUUUGCUUCAUUAUCCUUGGUUGGCUUUUUCUUGAAGAGACUCAUGAUGACAUAAAACGAAAGAGAGAUAUCGGUUUGGACGUUGGAGACAAGAUCAGACAGUUGUGUAGGUUUGAAACUCUAGACCGACCUUGGCAUCUCAAGGACGAGAGUGAAGCUCGCCUAAUGUCAAUCUCAGAUGAAGAAGAUUACGAAAUGGAACUGCUCAACAACGAUAAUAGCACUCAACAAGCUCCUGUCAUAUCAAAAUCUAUCAAAGUGCUUACUAUACAUAAACGGGUAUAUCAUAGCAUUCAUCGGGUCGAUGAAUAUGUCACAAUUGACUUUAUUGAUUCAUUGUGCUACCCGAAAAAAGAACCGCGCAUUGAUAAAUUCAUAUACUAUUUCCGUGACAGCAUUAGCCCGGUUUAUAUCGCCUCUAAUAUGGGGUUAUGUGAUGACACUUUCUGA
Messenger RNA from Lodderomyces oxycetoniae, 948 nucleotides. RefSeq lists its product as uncharacterized. NCBI's taxonomy places the organism in Eukaryota, Fungi, Ascomycota, Pichiomycetes, Serinales, Debaryomycetaceae. Gene Ontology annotation, molecular function: transmembrane transporter activity. Gene Ontology annotation, biological process: transmembrane transport. The transcript has 2 exons. The coding region runs from base 1 to 948 and encodes 315 amino acids. The record is from RefSeq and is a predicted model, not a curated record.